AUUUUCUUCUGUAUGUCUUGCUAGUGACAGUGACGUGAGGCAGCUAUUUCCUCAUGAAGGUUGCUGGCUAUAGAACCAUAUCACGAUAAAAUUUGAUUGUCUCAUAAUUAUAAUUUUUGCGGCCCCCCGGGAACGAUGGAUCCUCCAGCGCAUCAUGGCAUCUCUUGCAACAGCAGUUGCCGGGUCCUUCUAGGCAGUAACUCAUCCACCAAGCGCCUGCGUACCAGCAUGCGUGCCAGACCGACCUGGGUGGCGGUACCAACAAGGUUUCUUGUGGCAAUAUUCUUGCCACUGGUUUUCCUGCCACAACCUGCGACAGGCUUGGGUUUCCGAAAGAAAAUGGUGAUGAGCGUUUUCGAAGACUGGGAGAGAGAAGACCUUCAGUUUCCGACGAUAUCGAAUGGGCAAGAAACCAACCACACACUUGCAUCCCUAGCCGAAGCAGAAGAACGUGGUAACAUUGACGGUGAAGCAGAGGUAGAAAGAGCGGGCACUCCUCGGACGACCCCUUCCUAUUCGGACCCCACUACCUGCUUCUUCCGAAGAGGCGGCGCGCUGGUCUCCAAACCGGCUCGAGAAUUGCUGGCCCUUUUACAAAUCGUCGAUGCGUGGAAACAUGAGCAGGCCUGCUUCGUUUGCCAGGAGGACGAAAGUUUAACGGCGAUGAGUGACAAGUUUUUUCCAAAGACGCCAUCAUCAUGUUCAUCCUGUGGCCCAGGUCUUGCAGCAGAUCCGGCCUAUUCUCCGGAACAACUACCCGGAACUACGCUGCCGAUCCACUGGCCACGACUUCUCGGGCAUCCGUGCCAGGACAAAACCAGCCUGAUUCUGCUGCCGUGCCAGCACCGCUUGCAUGCCCAUUGCCUGGAGCAGUGGUUCCGCAAAAAGAUCGAAAAAGACCUGACGGCGCACGGGUAUCGACCGCUGCGUAGCCGCAGCCCGUCCGGCGCCGUGUCGUUUGCGCAGAUCCGGGCGAAUGCGAGCAUCCAGCGGCUGCGGCUCGAGCAGUGCAAGAAGGUGGAGGUGGCAAUGAAGGAGUUGCUGCGUCGGGAUAGGAACUGUGGGAGAGGGAAGGAAAGAAAACCAAAAUGCGAUAAAUCAUCGCAAAAAGAUGAAAAGCCCGGCGCCGAAGCGGAGGAAUGUUAUGCUCAACAAUCAGAAGCGCAAGCGCCCGAUGAGGAAGACUUCCCGGAGCGGGUGAGAGAAGUUUGUCAGCGUUACCAUUCUUCGUUUGUCAAAGACGACGCUCCCCUGUCUGCCGAAGAGGACGAAGUAGAACAAGAGGAAACUACUGCCAGUGAUAGUUCAUCUUGCAGUGCUACAUCAAGCUCAGCAGAUCAAUCAUCACGCCGGCCCGUGACGACGGAAGAGUGCCUCCUGGCCGCGAGCUUGUGUGAGAUUCUCGACAACACGGACGGGAUCGAGUGUCCGCUCUGCCGGCAGCAAGCGCAUACAGUGGUGCCGAUUCUCGAGGAGGAUAUUCUUGGCGUGUUGAAAGCGGUGGCCAAGCACGACUGUAGCCGUCUCGCGAGGCACAAUUUUUACAGCCGCGACGUUGCUGAUGCGAGCGAGGAUCAAGAGCAAGAGGACUACGAUUAUUUCGAGGAAGAAUCUCAACAGCGUGUUGAUCAUGAGCCUUUCUUGCGGCGCAGGAAAAACAAUAGUAUCAGAUGCGGGCUCUUGUCCUCUUCCUCCAGACUGUCAAGUGCUUCGACAAACGAGACCGACACAGCCAGCAACUCCGCCACUUCGAGUCCGUCGUUGUCGUCGAGUGACAGCGUCGCUUCUAUGAUGGAGGUCGUCGUUUUCGAUGAGCUCCCACCAAGGCGCACUGAAAUCGAACAAGGCACCGGAAGUGUUAAAAACGGCGAAGAUGAUGAAGAUAUCGCAGCCUGUACAGCCACAACAAGAUCAAGCAAAAGAGGGGAAGUAGUACGUGAAAAGGAUGGAAGUGCUGAACAAGCCAGCUCAGUUGACGCUCUAACCGCGGCAAUGGGACAACUGACCCUGGAUCCGGUGAAGAUGAAACUUUUCUUCGAUUCUUGUUGCAGACGCUUGGAACACCGAAACGCGCAGGCCGACGUGCUGGCAGUGAGCAGCAGCGUGGCUGGUCGGUUGUUAAGGGACACUCCGUUUCUGCGGCAGGAAAAAGCAAGGAACGAUAUGAAAGGUGAGAAACGCCAGGAAAUGGUUGAGAAGAAACGCAAGAAAAAACAUACCAAAUCAUCCGCAUCAGUUGUCAAGAAGCAAAUGCACCACUUCUGGUCGGCUGCAGCCUGUCGCCGCCGCCGCCGGGCAACCUGCCGGACACUUCGGAAGGGGUUGAAGCCACUUCGAUGGGCGCUUGAAUGCUACACGCGAUUGGACGACAAUUUCAAGCACAAGUUUUUCGUUGGCAACCUUUGCACGGUCGCGCUGUUGGGACAUGUCUGGGCCACCCUGGGGGUCAUACCCAAUGAGCUCGCACAUCAGCUGGUAUGUGCAGGCUGUGUGGUGCAAGCCAUGUCGCUGUUGCUGUCUAACUUACAGGAACGAAUCGAGGAUGCGCAGCAGGCCAUUGACUUUGCGCUCACCUUGAGUUUUCCGUGCAUGAAUGGAGGCCGCCAGCGCCCCGUCGCUUUUGAGUGCAAGCUCGAGCGCGUGCGGGCAAAGAUCAAGGCGGCGCUGGAAGAAAUGCUACCGGAAGUAGAGCCAUGCUGCAGUUCCAAGGACGAUAAGUACUUGGAAGAAGAAAAAGAAGAGGAAGGAACGUGAUUAUCAUGGAUCCAGCUGUACGUGUACGCUUCUAAGAGUGAGAAGAUAAUUUUGUUCCCACAUCAGGGAGUAGACAUGGUGGUUUUGCUUUGAUACAACUCACUGUUAGGAUAAACUUUUGCAUCUAUCUAUCGAUCAUGUGCACCAGCACCCAUAUUACUUGUAGAUUAUACGAGAAUUCCACCCUAUUUUCGAUUUCGAGGGCAAAAGAGACGCUUUGGCGGUUUUGCUUUCGGAGCUAGUCGUAGUGGUUUGGAAUCAAACAAAAGAUCUUGUUGCAGCGCCUUGACUUUUGAAUUACAACAUCCUAGUUCUCCCUGUUUGACCCUAAACUACGUCAACACUUUUGGUCUGUUACAGCAUGGUGCCUCGAUGCACUUGUGCCUGGCAAAAUUGAUACCAUCAGCUAGUACUAGCAGAUUGGUGUCUUAUUUUUCAUCUAAAGCGAACUGCAACUGCUCCUGCUGCCUGUGUCGCGGAAGAUGCGUACACGCAACAAUGCUAGACAUUCACAUUUAUGACCGAAACGGACACAGCAGGUCGUGCUCGUGGUCAUAGCCACGUCAACCAGAAAUGCAUACUGUAAUCAUAAAUCAUUCUACUUACACUAAAAGAUCGAAGUCAAGCACUCCUAUGCCGUGCCUCUUUUACGCUCGCU
Amoebophrya sp. A120 is the source of this 3412-nucleotide messenger RNA. Lineage: Eukaryota; Dinophyceae; Syndiniales; Amoebophryaceae. The record is from the annotation of a GenBank genome assembly.